AUAAAUAACCAAUCUUUCUGUCGUCGAGACAUUCGACGUGGAUAACAACUUUACCUUAUAAAUGAUCUCACAUUACCCAUUUCAUCGAUUUUCCCGCCUCACACUCUAAGAUUCUCUCUAAAUAUCCUGGCUUUUGGGAAGAAUCUGAAACAAUUCACAUUCUAUUCUACGAAUUUCAAUGGCAGAAGUGAGGAACAAGCAAGUGGUUCUAAGGGACUAUGUGGUUGGUUUUCCCAAGGAAUCCGACAUGAACACUGUCGAAGGAAGAAUAACAUUGAAGGUUCCAGAAGGUUCCAAUGAUGUGCUUCUCAAAAAUCUCUACCUCUCUUGUGACCCUUACAUGAGAGUCUUGAUGAGCAAGAUGGGCCAUGAGGGAUUUGGGUGCUACAUACCUGGCUCUCCAAUAGCAGGGUUGGGAGUGUCAAAAGUCCUAGAAUCUGGACACCCAGAUUACAAGAAAGGUGAUUUAGUUUGGGGAAUGACGAAAUGGGAAGAAUUCAGCUUGGUGCCUGCAACUCAAAUAGAUUUCAAAAUUGAGCACACAGAUGUCCCUCUUUCAUAUUAUACUGGUAUUCUUGGUAUGCCAGGAUUGACAGCUUAUGUAGGUUUCUUUGAAGUGGGCUCUCCCAAGAAAGGGGAGAAUGUUUUUAUUUCAGCUGCUUCUGGUGCUGUUGGUCAACUUGUUGGUCAGUUUGCUAAAUUGACUGGUUGCUAUGUGGUUGGAAGUGCUGGAAGCAAAGAGAAGGUGGAUCUUUUGAAGAAUAAACUUGGAUUUGAUGGAGCUUUUAACUACAAAGAAGAGUCAGAACUCGAUGCAACUUUGAAAAGAUACUUUCCAGAAGGCAUUGAUAUUUACUUUGAGAAUGUUGGAGGCAAGACACUUGAUGCAGUACUCCUUAACAUGAAAUUACAUGGUCGCAUACCUGUUUGUGGAAUGAUCUCACAGUACAAUCUUUCUCAACAUGAAGGUGUAACAAAUUUGGCACAUCUCAUAUUUAAGAGGAUUAAAAUGGAAGGGUUUGUUGUAAAUGAUUUCUACCAUUCAUAUUCCAAAUUCUUGGAGUUUGUUUUGCCUCAUAUUAGAGAAGGGAAGGUUGUGUAUGUGGAAGACAUUGCUGAGGGUCUUGAAAAUGGCCCUGCAGCCUUGGUUGGUCUCUACACUGGUCGGAAUGUUGGUAAGCAAGUGGUUGUUGUUGCUCGUGACUGAAUGCAGAUGUUUUUUUUGGACAUUGCUGAGUUUUUCUUAAGUUUUGAUGAAUACUAAGCCUCUUUGUAUCUGAAUUUUUCUUAAGUUCUGUUGAAUAUUAAGCCUCUUUGUAUGACUUUUGCAGUCAUUUUGAA
This is a messenger RNA of Vigna angularis (adzuki bean), 1341 nucleotides long. Its product is annotated as NADPH-dependent oxidoreductase 2-alkenal reductase. NCBI's taxonomy places the organism in Eukaryota, Viridiplantae, Streptophyta, Magnoliopsida, Fabales, Fabaceae. Bases 179 to 1207 code for a protein of 342 amino acids. The transcript has 5 exons. Gene Ontology annotation, molecular function: 2-alkenal reductase [NAD(P)H] activity. The record is from RefSeq and is a predicted model, not a curated record.